AUUGAUGUUUAAAUUAGGUAUGAUUUAAUUGAAUCUUUGAGCACCAAUAUUCUAUGGAUUUAUGCAACUCUAUUUACUAAGCAUUUUUAGUAUUGUAGAUGAUAGCCUAUUCUAAAGUUAGAAAUUAGGCACUUAUUAUUUGUAUUUGAUGAUAAUGCUUACUAUAAUCUUCUAUGGGUUCACUGCUUUCAAGGAUGUAAAGAAUAAUAAUAUGAUAAGCCAGGAUUUGUUACCAUUAAUGAUUAUUAAUACACAGAUAGUUCGAAUCCAUAUUAAAAGAAGAAAUAAUAAUUCCAUCCACUUCCAGGCAAUUAUUAAUUGAGAACAAAGGAGCAAGUGGCAGAAGAACGAAUUGAUUUUAAGGUUGUUGAAUAAGCUAAACAAAAUCCAAAGUAAUGGAAAUUCAUAUUAUUCUAAUAGGAAUAAAGAAGAUUUUGAAAUUGUCUGUGAGGCUUCAAUUGAUGAAUAAAAUAUCCCUGAUAACGAAAUACAAAAUAUUGAGAAUAAUGAUGUAGAUAACGAGAGAACCCCGAAGAAAUCUAUGACUCCUUCUAAAGGUGUUUCAUAAUUGGAAUGUCCUCAUUCAAAUAAUGUUCCAACCUCAUAAGUGCUUUCACAAGGGAGUACAAAGCCUGACAUUAAUAAUAAUAAUGCUAAUACACAGACUGAUCCUCAAUCUCAUUUUUAAUAGGAAAUUAUGGUUGAAUAAAUUGAACAUCAAUAAUCGCCAAAAUCUGCGAAUAAUGAGAAGAACAUUGAUCAAAGUGUCCAUCAUGGGAAUAGCAUGUUCAUUGAAAAGAGAUAUUGUCCCAUCUGCAAUUAAGAUCAAAUCAUCAGAUCCAAACAUUGUCGAAGAUGUAAUAGAUGUGUAGCAUUGUAUGAUCAUCAUUGUCCAUGGGUAUUAAUAUGCAUCAAUAUAUUUAAAAGACUAGCAAUUGCAUAGGAGAAAGGAAUAGAUGUGUAUUUUAUUGGUUUCUACUUUUCUAGAUCCAAGAAAUCGUAUAUGUAAUGAGGAAAGUAAGUAUUAUUCAUCCUAUUUAGGUUUUUUCACACCUUGACUUCUCUUUGUAUAGUGGAGCAUUUUCAGUAUUAGUAGUGAUCAGUCUAUUGAUAACAAUAUCAAUGGGAUUGAUGGUUCUGAGUUUAUUUUUAUUCCAUUCUUUGUUGACUUGUAAGAAUAUGACCACUUGGGAAUAUAAGAGCUGGAGAAGGAUUUCAUACCUUAAAGAUUUUCCAUAAUAGUUGGGAUCACCCUUUAGCAGUGGAUGGAAGCAAAAUCUGAGACAGUAUUGUCGAUUUUCUGUACCUAAAUUGACUAAUUGGGAAUAUAGUAGUACAUAAAAUCUGAAUUUUAUAAAAUGAAUAAUUAAUCAUUUAAUUAGACAUAGUAAUAGCAUCAAUAUGAAGAAAUCGAAUAGGCUCUUUAGUUGCAAUGUGAUUUUGUUGAUAAAGUGGUCUCCAAUUUAACACUUGUCAAUAAAGAUUUAUUAAGCAUUUAAUCUUAACCCCAAGAACAAUGGCAGAUGGAGAAAAAUAAUUAUCUAAAAUAAAUUGUUGAUCUGAGAUCUUAAAUUGACAAAAUCCAAUCAGAUUAUGAGUCUGAAAUAGUUUAAAUGAGUGAGAGAUUUCAAAUUGCCAAGAAUAGUAAUUAUUCAUUUUAAUCAUUUAGAAUAAUAAGAGGAACAUGAUAUAGCUAUACAAAUGAAAGAUAAUUAAAUUAUCAAAUUGCAACAGGAAUUGAAAUAACUCACUAAAUAAAAAGAGGAAUUAUAAUCCUAAAUGUAAUAAUCUAAUAGAAAAUCAUCUAAUGAUCAGACAACUCUAGUCCAUAAAUUGCAAUCUGAAAAAGAGAACAAUAAACUUAAAGAUGAAAAUAAAAUGCUUAAAAUUCAAUUACAAUAAUUGUAAGACCAGAAUGCCAAAUUAGAAGAAACCAUCUCAAAAAAACAUUAGUCAUUUCAAGAGCAACUAAGCAUCAAAUAAAAAGAAAUUAAUCAAAUGAAAGAGCUUGCGUAAGUUAUCUUAGAUCAAAGAACAUAAAUUGAAGAUUUCUUUCUGGAAUCUUUACGAAAAUUAGAAUUAGGAGAUGAUUUGUAAAUUAAAUCUUUGCCUCAAAACGCUAAAAUUUAAAUAUUAAAAGAAAUUAUUGCUGCUUUUACGAAGAAAAAGCACUGA
Molecule: messenger RNA, 2175 nt
Organism: Paramecium octaurelia
Lineage: Eukaryota; Ciliophora; Oligohymenophorea; Peniculida; Parameciidae
Source: the annotation of a GenBank genome assembly